This is a messenger RNA of Plutella xylostella (diamondback moth), 1268 nucleotides long. RefSeq lists its product as uncharacterized. The record is from RefSeq and is a predicted model, not a curated record. Lineage: Eukaryota; Metazoa; Arthropoda; Insecta; Lepidoptera; Plutellidae.
CAACAAGCUCAUUUAACUUUAUGCUCACAUACAAAUACUUCAAUGUGUAACUGGGCUAAUGACUGUAUGCUAUCAUCGUCAUGCGACGUAAGAGACAAUAUAAUAUGCUUCCUCUAAUUUCCCCACACACUUCCUAACCCGCUAACACCAACUUAAAACGUCGUUAACAACAUAAACAUCCAUUCAUAUAAUAAUAUGAAAUAUCUAAAUACCUAUAAGUACAUAUAGUCUAAGUCUUUGCAUGAACCCUAAGCACCCUUUAGCACACCUAGUCAGACCAAAACCUAGUAAUUCUAAGCCUCUUCCCUUAGCUUCCCUCAAAGAUACCAUCUCCAGAUUGCAAGACAAGCGCAUUGUAUGGGCACCAUUGAUUGCGCAAUCAAAACCGUAUGGACAUACGACAAAGGGGUUUCCUCACUACAAUUGUUUGAAACCAAGCUUCGGAACGCGUAGUAUUAAAGACUAUACGCGGAACUGAAAAGCAUCAGUCCAGUGAAACAGUUCGCCUUAAGAUGUCUUCUAAAGUUUAUCUCGUUGGGUGUCUAGUUUUGGGUGUGUCCAUCGCUAAAGCCAGUUAUAGGGAUGAUGGCUUCGAUUUCAGGGGCUUCCAGCCAAGCCCCAGCUACCGGACUGAAGACCAGCUGGCGGAGCCCUCGGCCAGGGUUGAGAAGAGAGAGGAGCUGGCGAGAGACAGAGACAGCCAAUCGGAAAGGACGCAGAGGUUCGGCAUCUCUUCGUAUGGCGCGUCGGGCUCUGGCGGACCGGGUGUCCCGUACGGCUCGUCAGCCCCAGGCCUCUACGGGCCGCUGAAGAUCGACCUGGGAGGCGUGCUGCUGGGCUCGAUCCUCGGCUUCGGGGCCGUGCUGGUGCUGCCCAAGAUCAUACACGCACUGUCCUAUGGUUACGGACCUGGGGGCUAUGCUAGAAGUGCAGAAUCGAACGUACUAGAAGUGUCCGACAUGCUCAACAAGCUAGACGAGACAUUAAGCCGGUACAACAUAGACUCUGCGGCCUGCAUGCAGCGACUCACAUGCUCGUACGUGCAACUGGCCAAUGAGAACGUGGUGGCGGGCAACGCGACUGACUUCGAUGCGCUGCUGUCUACUAUGGCUUCAAACUCCCUAGUCCGUCGCAUGCUAGAUGGCACCUCCAUCCUCGACGCAGUAUCUGCCGGCAAGUCCACAAAAGCCGACUGCCAGCAACUGUACCCCAAGUGCAAGAUGGACAAGAAGACUGUGGUCAAAAUGCUCACUCAACUCGUUCCGUAG